ACUCCUGCUGCUGCUGCUGCUACUGCUACUACUACUCCUACUACUACUACUACUACUACUCCUUCUAUUUCUAGUACUACUACUAUUUCUAGUACUAUAGCAUUAAAAUUAAAGGCGUGUGAUUCUGGGAUGGAAGAGAUAGCAGGGUCGUGUUACUCCUUUCACAAUACCGUACUGAAAACAGCGUACGAAGCUGAGAUGGAGUGCCCGGUCAUCGGUCCCGGUCGCUAUCUAGCUUCGUUUGCCUCUCAGUCGGAGUUGGAUACAGUCUUUCAGUACUUUGCACCGGGUGGUGGAAGACCAGCACUAGCUAUAUGGGCUACGGACGCUUCUAUUGGAGUACCUUCGAGCGGUAAUGGAUGCGUAGUCAUCGCAUAUGGCUCGGUGCUCCGAAGUGAGGACUGCUCGAUAACACAUAGUUUCUUAUGCGAGGCCGACAUGGCGUGUGAUUCUGGGAUGCACGAGAUAGCAGGGUCAUGUUACUCAUUUGAUAACACCGUAGAGAAGACAGCGUACGAAGCUGAGAUGGAGUGCCCGGUCAUCGGUCCCGGUCGCUAUCUAGCUUCGUUUGGUUCCCAGACGGAGCUUGAUACAGUCUUUCAGUACUUUUCACCGGAUGGUGGAAGACCAGCACUAGCUAUAUGGGCUACGAACGCUUCUAUUGGAGUACCUUCGAGCGAUAACGGAUGCGUAGUCAUCGCCUAUGGCUCCGUGCUUCGAAGUGAGGACUGCUCGAUAACACACAAAUUCUUAUGCGAGACCGACAUGGAGGUAUCCACAACUGUAGUCACCGAAGCCAUGACCACUUUCCAAAUGUCGAGCACUUCAUCAACAUUGAUUGCCCCGACAACUGCAGUGGCUGUAGUUACAAUAGAGCCUCUUACCACUACAAGCCAAUAUACUACCACAUCAUCUACCACACGGGCAACAUCUGUGACCACUACAUCAACUUCCACUGAUCCUACAACACCGGCAACAUCUGUGUCCACGACAUCAACUUCCACUGAUCCUACAACACCGGCAACAUCUGUGACCAAGACAUCAACUUCCACUGAUCCUACAACACCGGCAACAUCUGUGACCACGACAUCAAUUUCCACUAAUCCUACAAAACCGGCAACAUCUGUGACCACGACAUCAACUUCCACUGAUCCUACAACAAUCUUGAGCACCUCUACAAGCUCAAUGACUACAAACCCUCAGACUUCUGUUGUGACUACUGAGAGUCCUCCCACUACGAGCCAACUUAUACCUUACACUCCGACCUUGACGUCAUCUUCCACAGUCACCAGAAACAGAGAGUACUCGUUUACAUUAGCCAGUGCUGGCCGGUCACUGAAGGAACCUAGUUUGAUAAGAACCCUUGACAAGAUUCGAACUCCAUUACACUGCGCGGUCAAGUGCAGCUCAUUGGAGGGGUGUCACGUGUUCACCUACUCAUCAGCCAAUCAGAAGUGUUAUCUAGGGGCUGCAGGGGGUAUGGACAAUUUACAGAAUAACAUGGAAUGUAACACGUACAAAAUGACUAAGCAUAUUUUAUGA
Messenger RNA from Strongylocentrotus purpuratus (purple sea urchin), 1542 nucleotides. Its product is annotated as cell wall protein DAN4-like. NCBI's taxonomy places the organism in Eukaryota, Metazoa, Echinodermata, Echinoidea, Camarodonta, Strongylocentrotidae. The record is from RefSeq and is a predicted model, not a curated record. The annotation marks the transcript as partial. The transcript is spliced from 7 exons.